Thunnus maccoyii (southern bluefin tuna) is the source of this 1927-nucleotide messenger RNA. RefSeq names its product TELO2 interacting protein 2 (gene tti2). The transcript is spliced from 10 exons. The record is from RefSeq and is a predicted model, not a curated record. Gene Ontology annotation, cellular component: nucleoplasm; centrosome; cytosol. NCBI's taxonomy places the organism in Eukaryota, Metazoa, Chordata, Actinopteri, Scombriformes, Scombridae. Bases 216 to 1796 code for a protein of 526 amino acids.
AAGAUUACGGUUUGUUUUAACUUAUAUUUUGGUUUUGGUUGUGUCAUAUCGGAGGGCGGGAACGUUUCAUUCGGAGCUUGUAUCUGACCGAACGUAUUUUCAGGUGACACCGUCCGUCCCGGUAAACAGUCCGGAGCUUUCAGUCGACGUGCAGCGAAGCUGAAGAGACUUUUUAAAUGAUUAUUAUAAAGCAAAGCGACUGAUUUCAGUUCAAUAUGGAACUUUCAUCUUUACUUCAUGACCUUCAUCUCUCCUCCUCCUCCUCAGCAGAGAAGCUCCUCCCCUCUCCUUCUCUCCCUCCAAUCACAGAGCUCCUGUCUCGGCUGCAGCAGCAGCUGAUUGGUGCAACUGAUAAAUCCUCCCUGAUUGGUCGUGUGGAGCAGCUCUUCCAAAGUGCAGAUCCUCACUGGCUGUUCUCCCCUGCCUCAGCCAAUCACGGAGCAGAACAGGAGGCGGCAGGGAGGGCGGAGCUUCAGGCGGCGUACAUCUCUGUGGUCGGUGCACUGAUUGGCUGCGCCGCUCUGCCGCUGUGUGAAGACGACUGCGGCUCACUGCCGGCCGCUGAGUACCGGAGCGUCCCCCCCCGAGCCGUCCCGGUGAGCUCCGCCCUCAGAGCGCUGCUAAGAACUCUGGGAAACUGGGAGGGAGAGGGCGGGGCCAGAGGAGGUCAGACCGCCCUGCUGCUUGCUGUGGCUCCACAGAUCUGCGUGUUCACUGUCACACAUUUCCAGGAUCAGGUCUGGACCAGUUCUUCCUCCAGAGAGGCAGCAAAGAGUCUGCAGAAGGCGCUGCUGAAGGCGGGGAGCUGGAGAGACUCCGCCCACCUCCUGAUGGGGGACGGGAGGUCGGGGGAGGAAGAGGAGGAAGAAGGAGGGAAGAGCAGAGGAAUUCUGGGAGGAAUCCUGGACGUCCUGCAGCCUCAGCUGACCAAGGACUCGUGGCAGCGCUGUGAGGCAGUGAAGCUGGUGUUUUCAUGGACUCUCCUGCAGGUAACUCGUCCCGCCCUCUCCCCUCACCUGCCCCGCCUCCUCCCCCCCUCCCUCCUCCUCAAUGACCACCACAGACCGGAGAACUGCAUGCUGGGAGUUCGCUGUCUGCACCACAUCGUGCUCAACACGCCUGCUUCAGAUCUCCGUCAGUUCAACACAGCAGAUGUUCUCUAUCAGGCUUUAUUCAGACACUUGUUCACCACUGAGGCUGCUGUUAUACAGCUCGUCCUCUCCUGUCUGUUGGACCUGCUGCUGGUUUUGGAGAAGCCCCCCUCUUCACUCGCCCCGUCCUUCUCCCGCAGGAAACCCUGUCACCAUGACGACGUGCUGCGUCUGGUCCUGACCCACAUGGAGGCAGAGCACAAGGUGGCGCUGCGACGUGUCUACGCCUCGGCGCUGCUUCAGUACCUGGACAGGAUGGGCGUGGCGGUGUGCCGACACCUGCGGCGGUUGGAGAGGGUGAUGCUGGGAUACCUGGAGGUCAGAGAUCCACCUGAAGAGACGAGCCGACUGAAGAUCCUGCAGGUUCUGCAGAAAACUCUGAAAGCAGCCUGGCCCCGGAUGGAGAGUCGUGUCGACAUGUUGCUGCGUUGUUUGUUGCGGUUGCUGGUUGAUGUUUCUUCAGACUCUCAGCUCAGUGAUUCAGUCAAACAAGAAGUGAUGAAUGAAACCGCUCACUGCAUCAAGCUGCUGGACGGCUGCUCGCACGGAAAACUACAGUCUCUCCUCCAGCAGGUCGACAGCAGCUGCUGCAGCUCUGAGGUGCUCGGUUGCCUAGCGACAGUAACUAUAAGGGCAGCCAGGUGAUGCGGCACACCUGGCUGCUGCUUCCUGACAGACGGGUGGUGACUGUGUCAGCUGAUGGACGUGAAGUCACGAUGUGAAGAGAAAGAAAACAUCUUGUUUCAAAGGAUCAGUCUGAUGUCCACACACACACA